Molecule: messenger RNA, 1804 nt
Organism: Pseudomassariella vexata
Lineage: Eukaryota; Fungi; Ascomycota; Sordariomycetes; Amphisphaeriales; Pseudomassariaceae
Product: putative epoxide hydrolase
Exons: 4
Coding region: 459-1520 (353 amino acids)
Molecular function (GO): catalytic activity
Source: RefSeq, a predicted model, not a curated record
CACAAGAUUUAGACAUCCUGCAGUGCAACGAUAGUGCAGUACGGGCCCUGCAGAGGAGCAACCAAGCUGCCGCUAAUUUCGUUUCCAUCCCACCCUAGCGUUGAGUUUUGCGAUGUAGCAUUCGGGUCGUACCUGGCAUCUUACCCAUCCUCGAUGGGGAUAAAAACGCGAGGAAAACCAAGGAGGGCAAACACACGAGGGAAUUCAUUGAGGAUGGAAGGACGAGGGAAAUGCGUCGUGGUCCCUCCGAGCCACUGUCACGCAAUCAGUGAAGGCUCGGACCGAGGGCUGCAUUGUGACGACACAAGAUAACUUUGUGCUGUGGUGGAUAGAUCUGAUAGCCUCAUAGCCCGCUCGAUGAUACUUUAUGUAUAUGCCGUCUUCUGUCUGAAGUCCUGUCGUUGCUAUGCCUGCCUUCUAGUUGAGAGCUCCACCACACUACGUGCACGGCAUUUGCAAUGGCAUCUAUUGCAUUCCCAUCCAUUGCCAAGACGGCGUCUCUAUCUGAUGACACCACGUAUGGCUAUGUUGCCAUAGCUUCUGCGUCGCCUGAGAAACCCACCUUUCUUCUGCUUCAUGGCUAUCCCAGCUCUUCCUUUGACUGGCGACACCAGAUCAAGUCCCUUUCUGUUGCUGGGUAUGGUGUCAUUGUCCCAGACCUACUUGGCUAUGGCGACACAGACAAGCCAGAAGACGUUGCAUCAUACCGCUUGAAAUCUAUGUCCCUCCACAUGGCAGAGAUACUCGACAUUGAAGGUGUACCUCGCUGCAUUGCCGUUGGCCAUGAUUGGGGCUGUGGCUUGCUUUCCCGUCUUGCGACUUAUAUCCCUGAACGUUUGUUUGGUAUUGUGCCAAUCUCAGUCAGCUACAUUGAGACAGGCGUCGUCUGGGACAUUGAUGCAUUCAACAAGUUCACUGAGCAACUUUUUGGUUACAGCACCUACGGAUACUGGCCAUGGCACAAUACCGAGGAAGCAGUCAAGGACUGCAAUGAAAACCCAGCUUCAACUUUCUCGCUCAUCUAUCCGGCUGACCCAGCAGACUGGAAGGUCAUCUUCGCUCCCGUUGGUGCAGCAAAAGAGUAUGUCCGGGCUGGCCGUGUUGGUCCACUGCCAUCAUGGUACAGCUUGAGUGAGUACACAACUCGUGACAGAAUUCUAGCAAAUGGUGGCUACAGAGGACCACUGAGCUGGUAUAAGGCCGCGAUGCGCGAUGUCAACGCCAAGGACGAACAAGCUCUCUCAAAAGAAGACGGAUUCUGCAAGCUUCCUACUCUUCUGAUUGUCAGUGAUGAGGAUUACGUCACCCGGGCUGACAUGCAAAUCCAGAAGAGCAAGGAGUGGGUCCCAGAUCUACGUAUUCAGAUACUGCACUGCGGACACUGGAUUCAGUUGCAGAAGCCAGAGGAAGUCCAUCGUCUUCUCGUUGAAUUUGCCGCUGAGGUGACUGGCACUGAAUCUGUGUCUAACGGUCAUCCAGCCACACAGUCUGCUGUGAUUAGUGUGAAGCCAGAAACCUAAUCUGGUAGAAACACUAUACUGAUAGGAUGAACAUAACGAACACAGGAUUAGACUGGUCGAAGCAUCAGUAUUUCCGUACCAAUGGGAUCUUGACUCUCAAAUGAAUUGGGAUUGUGCUGCCUUUUAAAUAAGCCUCUUCACUGUACAGCUCGGGCGCAUCGGGAUGGUAUACUCGCUUGAGCCUCGAUGUAAUAGUUCUCCAAAUCAACACCAUCAUAUCUUUAAUCAAUCCCAUGUAACAGCGUUUCCACAUGUUCAUAAAGCUAUUUGCAUACUAACAAGCC